Messenger RNA from Callorhinchus milii (elephant shark), 1916 nucleotides. It is a transcript of the gene rbfox1, whose product is annotated as RNA binding fox-1 homolog 1. The coding region runs from base 651 to 1880 and encodes 409 amino acids. NCBI's taxonomy places the organism in Eukaryota, Metazoa, Chordata, Chondrichthyes, Chimaeriformes, Callorhinchidae. Gene Ontology annotation, biological process: regulation of alternative mRNA splicing, via spliceosome; nervous system development. The transcript is spliced from 14 exons. Gene Ontology annotation, cellular component: nucleus; cytoplasm. The record is from RefSeq and is a predicted model, not a curated record. Gene Ontology annotation, molecular function: mRNA binding.
GUGUGUGUGAGAGAGAGAGAGAGAGAAUGAGGGAUUUCUCCAGCUGAAGGCUGUUUGGCUGAGAUGAGUUUUUACCUGUCAAUCCUAUGAAAAAAGAGCCUGGGUUCCUCACUGGAUGUGUGCUACCGUUUGCCAUCAGUUCACUUAGAAUUCAGAUUGUGUUGGUUGCAUUCAGUCAAUGAUUCCCUCUGGGGUAGCAGGGGAAAAAAAGAAGGGAGUUGGGUUUCCAACAGGAAGAACCUUGUGUGGACCCUGGAAUACUUCAUGUUGUUGUCAGGCACUGGGCUGACUUGGAAGUAAUUAGGAAAGGUGGAGGAGAAAAAAAAAGAGGAAGAAAGAGGGAGAGAGAGAGAGAGAGAGAGAGAAACUUGCAGUAUGCACAUUGCUUUGUACCUGCUCACAGGAGUGUGAUGAGCAGUAGCCUCCAGAAGGAUUGGUCCUAGAAAUUGAAGAGAAUUGCAAGCUGAGAGAGAGAGAGAGAGAGAGAGAGAAAGAAAGAAAGAAAGAAAGAAAAAAGAGACAAUGCCUUGUUCGAGCUAAUACACCACUUUGCAAUAUUCUGGCAUUUUACACGACUGCUUCCAGAGCUGGGACCACCAAAGAGAACUCCACAAGCCGACAGGGAGGGAUCUGGCUUCCUCUGACUUGUUAUGGAUCCAAAGACAGAGUGCAAUAGCUGUGUAGACAAAGAGGACAACACAGGUAAUCAGGAAGCCACAGCACCUCCUGACACUAUGGCACAGCCUUACGCAUCAGCCCAGUUUGCUCCACCUCAGAAUGGGAUCCCAACAGAAUACACAGCUCCACACCCCCACCCGGCACCGGACUACACGGGACAGACCACGGUCCCCGAACACACGUUAAACAUGUACCCAGCUGCCCAGACGCACUCAGAACAAAGCGGUACCGACACAAAUGCACAAACCGUGUCUGGAACAGCCACACAGACAGAUGAUGCAGCACAGACUGAUGGACAACAGCAAACACAGCCUUCCGAAAACACAGACAACAAAACACAGCCCAAAAGGCUGCAUGUCUCCAAUAUUCCGUUCAGAUUCCGGGACCCAGAUCUUCGGCAAAUGUUUGGUCAAUUUGGUAAAAUAUUAGAUGUUGAAAUAAUUUUUAAUGAGAGAGGAUCUAAGGGAUUUGGUUUCGUAACUUUCGAAAAUAGUGCUGAUGCGGACAGGGCGAGAGAGAAAUUACACGGCACGGUGGUUGAGGGCCGUAAAAUAGAGGUUAAUAAUGCCACCGCACGUGUCAUGACAAACAAAAAGACAGUCAACCCUUAUGCAAAUGGCUGGAAGUUAAAUCCAGUCGUGGGUGCAGUAUACAGUCCUGAAUUUUAUGCAGGUCCUGAUAUAUCCUGGGGCACAGUUCCACAAUUGCCAGCAGUCAUCUGCUACCCCCGUCCAAGUGGCCAUUCUUCAAAUAUGAGCCUAGAGAUUCCCGGCUUCCCUUACCCAGCAGCAACCGCUGCCGCAGCAUACCGAGGGGCUCACCUGAGGGGCAGAGGACGUACCGUUUACAACACAUUUCGUGCUGCUGCACCCCCUCCCCCCAUCCCGGCCUAUGGAGGUGUUGUUUACCAGGAUGGAUUUUAUGGUGCAGACAUUUAUGGUGGGUACGCUGCAUAUAGGUAUGCCCAGCCUGCCACUGCCACUGCAGCUGCCUACAGCGACAGUUACGGAAGAGUUUAUGCUGCAGACCCCUACCACCACACACUUACUCCAGCAGCCACCUAUGGCGUUGGUGCCGUGAAUGCUUUUGCACCCUUGACUGAUGCCAAGACUAGGAGCCUUGCUGAUGAUGUCGGUCUCGUUCUUUCUUCAUUGCAGGCUAGUAUAUACCGAGGGGGAUACAGCCGUUUUGCUCCAUACUAAAUGACAUACCAUUAAAUCUUCUGCUGGGGAAAAAAA